Messenger RNA from Chilo suppressalis (striped riceborer), 4773 nucleotides. The record is from the annotation of a GenBank genome assembly. NCBI's taxonomy places the organism in Eukaryota, Metazoa, Arthropoda, Insecta, Lepidoptera, Crambidae.
UCGUCCAAUAUAUUGAAAGUCAAUAACCUUUCCAAUUUUAUUGUGGUCAUGAUGCGAUCAGCCCACGUGUUUAACCUGACGCGAGUUUAUCAUUUUUUACCCAUACAAAAAAAAAGUGUACAACGCCGGUAAAGAAGUUUUCUUAAGAAAGAAAAAUAUUUUUUUUUGCUUGUUGCAAAAUUAUUGACUGCUGUCUGAUAUGAAAUUGGAACGAAACAACCUGUUUCAAAUCUCCUCAGUAAGAAAAAACCUCCCAAUUUUUAUUUAAUCCACAAUCAAGAACCAAAUACUCAGAAAUCAAUUGUAACAAACAUAAAUAAUAAAUAAUAUAAAUAAAAAUAUAUAAAAUAUAAAAAUGUUUUUUUAAGUGUAAGCAUGAGUGUAAGUACCUAAUUACAUUAAUUUCGUCGCUAUCAUUACGUGGUUUUAUAGAAAACGAGCAUAUUUAUCGAAUCGUAACUGAUCCCCAAUCAAAAAACUAUUUUAUUUAAGUAAGUAAUCCCAGACAGACACAAUCUUAUCAUGACAUAAGAUUUAUUAAGCUAAUUCAUCAUAUGAUAGGUAACUUACCUUUGCAUUCACACACUGAUAAGUCGUUAAAUUGGCACAAACAGGCUAGAUUGGAUGUCAUAUAAUUAAUAUCAAAUUGAAAAAUAUAUAUAUGAAACAUAAAUUAAUCAUAUUUCAGGUAUUUUAUACAAAUGUAACUAUUUAAUAUAUCCAGGCAUUUUUGAAAGGAUUUUUCACUACGAGCGCGAUGGAUACGUCACGUAUAUAGUGUAACGGAGGCGUGGUCGCAAACUUAUUAUAUUACAUUAUAUUAUAUAUAUAUAUAUUAUGUUAUAUAAUUUCACAAUUUAACAAAAUCACAUCAAGAUGAAGCUGCGGGGGACCAAAUUAGUUGCGAAGUAAUAUUGUCAUAUCAUAAAGCAAACACUGGGUAUUAAAUUCUCUCAACCAAGUAUAUUCAUUGCAGACAUAUUUGCGUUUAAGAUUGUAUGACAAAUAUAUCGCAAUUAAAACUUAGAUAGCAAUUGAAAAUUUCGCCUGAAAAAACGUGACUGGCGUGACGUAACGUGAUUUUCUGACGAAGGCUCGCCAUUCUCAGGUAAACUGUCAGUGUAAACAGUAACAGAUAAACGACAGAUAGGCUGUGGGCGGGAGUUGGGCCAGUCAGUAACGCGUGCGCGACACAGCUGAUCGGUGGAGCGCCCGCGCGAACCUGACCCUGUUUCGCAACCGACCGUCAUCUGCUCCGGCAGUCACCCACAAACCGAGCCAUGAGCACCCGCCAACUCCGCCGGCUAGCCGCCGCUACUAGGCCGGCCUUCCAAUCUCCAUGCCAUUGCAACAGGCAUUACAGUCAAGUGAGACCCGUCUAUAUAAUAGAUCGCCAUGAUAAAUGGCGGAACUCAGCUCCUAGUUUCUACGCCGUGCAAUCCAUCGAUAUGAGAACAUACUCGUUCGUUCACAACAUUGAUCCCAUAAUGGUUAGAGAAGGAACUCACAAAAAUGCUGACGAUGUUCUAUUUGAUAUGUUCAAGAAUGAGGACACGGGUUUAUUGCCAGUUGGAAAGUUUUUGGCCGCCCUGAGAACAACUGGUAUAAGAAAAAACGAUGCCAGAGUGAAAGAAGUAAUGCACAAUUUGUACAAAGUCCACAAAGAACAGAACUUCGAAGGCGGGUCACCGGAGACUCUAAAGCUCGAUAGAAAAACUUUUAAAGAGGUGAUUGCACCCAACAUUGUACUGAUAACUAGAGCCUUCCGAAGCCAAUUCGUCAUACCAGACUUCCAAGACUUUAUUAAGGAUAUAGAAGAAAUGUACUGGGCAGCCAAAAGCAAUACUGAUGGGAAAGUUGCAAGCUACAUACCACAACUAGCAAGAGCUAGCACUGAAAAUUGGGGCGUGAGUGUUUGCACAAUAGAUGGCCAAAGAUUCUCCAUUGGUGACGUGACAGUUCCAUUCACACUACAAUCGUGCAGCAAGCCACUGACGUACGGGAUGGCGCUUGAUACUCUGGGCCCAGAUGUAGUACAUAAAUAUGUUGGCACCGAGCCAAGUGGAAGGAACUUCAAUGAACUCGUCUUGGACUAUAACAUGAAACCACACAAUCCCAUGAUCAACGCAGGGGCAAUUUUAGUUUGUUCAUUAUUGAAAACCUUGGACAAACCUGAAAUGACUCUCGCCGAAAAAUUUGAUUACGUCAUGUCAUUCUUCAGCCGCUUGGCCGGUAAUGAAGUGUUAGGUUUCAACAACGCAGUAUUUUUGUCUGAGAGAGAGGCAGCUGAUAGAAAUUAUGCGCUGGGAUUUUACAUGCGUGAACACAAAUGCUACCCAGAGAAAACGAACUUUAAAGAAUGCAUGGAUUUCUAUUUUCAGUGUUGCUCCAUGGAAGCGAACUGUGAUAUUAUGUCAAUAAUGGCAGCCACAUUAGCAAACGGAGGAAUAUGUCCCAUAACAGAUGAAAAGGUUCUGGGGCCAGAUUCUGUUCGUAACGUGUUAUCGUUGAUGCACAGCUGCGGAAUGUACGAUUAUUCUGGGCAGUUUGCCUUCAAAGUUGGUCUACCUGCAAAAUCAGGCGUGUCCGGCGCGAUGCUCAUAGUUGUGCCCAACGUCAUGGGAAUUUGCACGUGGUCGCCUCCUCUCGAUCCACUUGGAAACAGCUGUCGAGGCCUUCAAUUCUGUGAGUCACUGAUAGAGCGGUUCAAUUUCCACAAAUAUGACAAUAUUCGUUAUGCAAGUCAUAAAAAGGAUCCUCGACGCUACAAAUUCGAGUCCACUGGCCUUAGUAUCGUCAAUUUAUUGUUUUCUGCAGCCAGCGGUGAUCUCAGCGCCUUAAGAAGUACUUCUUCAGAUCCGUCUCACCUUCCCGUACCAGUGGAAUCUUCAAAAUAGAUAACUUCGAACAAGUAAACCAUUUAAAGAAAAGUUUACUAGAAAAAAACCACGCGGCCCAGGCAGCAGACGGGACGGGGCGGUGCCUGGUCCGCGUGGAUUAUUUUCUAGUAAACUUUUCUUUAGAUUUAAACAUCUGGCAGUUAAAUGCUUAAAAUAUAUAAAAACAUAAGUAAACUAUUUGUUCAAGUGCUUAAUCAAAUAGCUAAAGCACUAGAAAUAAAAUAUAAUUGUUUCUUUACGUCUGAUUUCGUUGAAUCUAUUUCAAGAUUACUUAAUUAAUCAAUUUGCCUAAAAUAGCAAGUAGGACCUACCUAUCACAAAUUGCAUUCAAAAAAAGCAAGUAUCACUAAUUGCAUUCAAAAUUCAUGUAUGAUCAUCAAUCUGCUUUUCAAGUAUAGAUAGAACGUAAUUACGGAAUUGUAGUUACUACUCCUAUUCCUUUUUGCAUUUGACGAACAUAAUUGUUUUAAAUCUUUUCUCAGGCACCAUCUAUCCGGCAUGGACAUGACUCUAUCAGACUAUGAUGGGCGUACGGCGUUGCAUCUGGCUGCGGCAGAAGGUCAUCUCUCGUGCGUUGAUUUUCUUUUAGCUCAAUGCGGCGUGCCUCACGACCCCCGCGACCGCUGGGGUAGCCGCCCGCUCAAUGAGGCUGAAACCUUUGGCCACACAGCUGUCGUACAAUACCUUAACGAAUGGGAGCGAACGCAUCCUUUAGACAAAGAAAAAGAUGCAACAAACGCACCUUCAUCGGUAGACGAAAUUCUCGAAGUGAAACCAGACGCUAAUGAUGCUGUAAAAGAUCCGAGCAUUCAAGAGAUUGUUUCGAGGAACGGAGAUAAAGUACAGUAGAAUCUCAUCUUAGGAAAGAGCAAUCUCAUUGAUAAGAGCACAUUAGAUCUCUAAUAAAUUGUUUUAGGUAGAAUAUAAAAAUUUACACAGACUUUAAAUCAAAUAUUGCAUUUCGAAAUUUAAAUCGAUAAUGUUAGAUGAUAAAACUAUAAUUGCCAUCUCAAAGAGAGUACAGUAGUUUUUUAAAUUAUUUAAAAAAAAUGCUUUGACUAUUAUGCUGCUCAUUUGUAAGGGCAUUCGUAGAAGUAAUGAUGCUUACAAAAUAUUAAACAAAAAACCCAAAGGUUAUAAUAACAUUCCAUUAAAAGAUAAAAUAAGAGAAGUAGGGCAUAGCUGAAUUCCCGUUCGGCUUGAGAGCCCGUCUGGAGUAAAAUAAAUCUACUUUGUGGAGGUGUUGCUAUUAGUGGCUAAAUUUCCAGGGUUCCACAGAGUAGAGAGUUGGGUUCAGGCUAGAGUGAUAUACCUACUAUACUACCUUCAACUAUUUUCGCGACUGAACUCCACUUACACUCAACUUCGGUAGGGUAGGGUAAUUUGCUGCGCCUUGUAUAAAAAAGUCCUUAGGAUUUAAUAUGUAAUGUUUAACAGAAUAUAAAAUGUUUAUUCUAAACAAUAUCCUACACAGGAAUGUUAUGUGUUACCAGACAAUAAAUAAAUAUUUAAAUAUUAAAAUUUAUGAUUAUGAUGUUACUUCUAUAUUAGUAAGUGUUGUCCAAAUACAAUUAUGGUGUCAAUUAUUUUUUUGUUUAAUUUCUGUCUAAUAGGUAGGUAAUCUAAAAAACAUCGUGCAAUUUAGUACCUAUAGGUACUACCUAACUACUUAUAAAAAAAUGCCUAUGAAUUUGUACCUGACAAAAAAAACAGUUUACCCCUAUAUUACUUUCAUCUACAGCAGUCACAAGUCUAUCAACAGAAAAUCUAUACACAGUUUAAUAUGUGAUUUUAUGGUCUCAUCAUCAGUCUAUAGUCUCAGACCAAAUAAAAAGUAAAGACGGAGUCUGCCGAACCAAAAAGUGAAGCCGGU